Messenger RNA from Phragmites australis (common reed), 2319 nucleotides. Its product is annotated as probable monogalactosyldiacylglycerol synthase 3, chloroplastic. The transcript is spliced from 10 exons. Gene Ontology annotation, molecular function: hexosyltransferase activity. Gene Ontology annotation, biological process: glycolipid biosynthetic process. The record is from RefSeq and is a predicted model, not a curated record. Bases 1 to 2001 code for a protein of 666 amino acids. Lineage: Eukaryota; Viridiplantae; Streptophyta; Magnoliopsida; Poales; Poaceae.
AUGGGGUUGAAAAAUUCGCCAGGGGGGCCCCUCAUCCGGCCCCUCACCCGCGACGCCGCACCCGCGCACGGCCCCUCCCGCGCCGCCGCACUGCCCCGCACCUGCCUGCCCGCGCUUCCCCGCACCCGCUCGCCCGCCCACGUUGCGCCGUCACCCCCUCACUCGCCCGCCCGUGUCAUGGAGGCGUGGAGAGAGGGGCUCGAGGAGAAGGAGCAAGGCAGCAACACAGCUCACAUAAAACACGCGACAACCACCACCACCUUCCCCAACCUCCAAUUCCAGUCGUCUUCCCGGCCCCGGCCGUGCCAGCUCGGACCCCCCCCCCCCCCUCCCGGUUUCACUCUCUCUCUCCGAUCCCCGAUUUUAAACACCUCCUCUCUCUCCAGCCCACUCGCCUCCUCCUCCUCCCCUCCCCUCCCCUCCCCUCCCCUCCCGAUUCCGCCGCCGAACUCGCGCUCUCUCCCGCCGCCCGUGCCUCGGCUCCCCUUGUCGGCGAUGGCGACGUCCAUGGCGUCGCCGCGGGGGCGGUCGAUCCGGGAGACGGUGCUGGAGACCGUGGCGGCCUACCACCAGCAGCAGCGGAUGAGGCGCAAGUUGCGCAAGAGCCUCAGCUACGCAGGGGAGCUCUCCUCCGCAGGGCGCGUGCGCGGGGAGGGCGCGUCCUCGUCGGCGUCUGUAACCUCGCUCUACGGGCCCGAGGAGGACGACGAGCCGUUCUGGGAGGAGGAGGAGGGCACCGUCGAGCUCGUCCAGCUCGGGGCCAACCGCGCCAAGAACGUCCUCAUCCUCAUGAGCGACACCGGCGGCGGGCAUCGCGCCUCCGCGGAGGCCAUCAAGGACGCCUUCCGGAUCGAGUUCGGCGACGAGUACCGGGUCUUCGUGAAGGAUCUGUGCAAGGAUCACGCGGGGUGGCCGCUCAACAACAUGGAGAGCUCAUACAAGUUCAUGGUGAAGCAUGUGCAGCUCUGGAAGGUGGCCUUCCACAGCACCUCGCCUAGAUGGGUCCAUUGCUUCUACCUCGCCGCUCUCGCCUCAUUCUAUGCCAAGAAGGUGGAGGCUGGACUGAAGAAGUACAAGCCAGAUAUCAUAAUUAGUGUACAUCCCCUCAUGCAACACAUUCCUCUGUGGGUGCUCAAAUGGCAAGGCCUGCAGAACAGAGUAAUCUUUGUAACCGUCAUCACGGACCUCAACACUUGCCACCCUACAUGGUUCCAUGCUAAUGUGAAUAGAUGUUACUGCCCCUCAGAAGAAGUUGCCAAGAGGGCAGCACUGGAUGACCUAAAACCUUCUCAAAUUCGCGUGUUUGGUCUUCCGAUUCGACCAUCAUUCUGCCGUGCAGUUCUUGUUAAGGAUGAUUUGAGGAAGGAACUUGAACUGGAUCCUGAGCUGCCUGCGGUGCUGCUUAUGGGAGGUGGAGAGGGCAUGGGUCCUGUCAAGAAAACUGCAAAAGCCCUUGGAGAAUCAUUGUUUGACAAAGAGCUUGGAAAACAAAUUGGGCAGCUUAUUGUCAUUUGCGGCCGGAACAAAACGCUGAGCUCCUCAUUGCAGGCCCUUGAAUGGAAAAUACCAGUAAAAAUUAGGGGAUUUGAGACUCAAAUGGAGAAGUGGAUGGGAGCUUGCGAUUGUAUUAUAACAAAGGCUGGACCGGGUACCAUUGCUGAAGCCUUGAUAAGGGGUCUUCCUAUAAUCCUUAACGACUUCAUACCUGGACAGGAAGUUGGCAAUGUCCCUUAUGUUGUGGACAAUGGUGCGGGUGUGUUCUCCAAAAGCCCUAAGGAAACUGCUAAACUUGUUGCCCUUUGGUUUGGUCCAGAUUCAGAGGAAUUGAAAAGAAUGUCAGAAAAUGCAUUGAAAUUGGCUCAGCCAGAAGCUGUCUUUGACAUUGUCAGAGACAUCCAUGAGCUCUCUCAGGAGCAAGGGGUGAUGUCACAGAUCUCUGGUUCCUUGACGUCAUCCUUCUUCAUACCAUCACCAGAAACCACACCUAUCCAAUUUAUCUGAAACCUUUAAGCUGUGUAUAGCUAGAAUUGCAAUCUUUGACCUUGUGAACUUCACAUUCUCCCUACAGUGUGACUUUGACCUUGUGAGGGUUCGUUUGACUGACAGCUACUCGUGUAAUGUUGCCUUCAUUUAACUUUGUUAAAACCGUUCGUUCUUAUCAUGUUUUCGCCUUAGUCGAAGGGGGAUUGGUGGUGGUGACUUGUAAAAUACACUCAAUUUUGUGCAUCAAAAAGUCAGAAACUUUUAUCAUGUAACUCAUGUAAUCCAUUCAUGUAUGUGGAAGAUGUGUAUAAUAUGAUGAUAGAUUGUUUUGAGUGA